UUUUCCUUUCGCUGGAACUGUAGAGAAGACUCGGGCCAGCGGCAGGUGAGAGGCUGUAGCGCGGGAGCGUUGCACGUUCUGAGAAGAGGAGACUUUGUACGGCAGUGUGUGUCCAGCCAUGCCCGCUCAACAGCCCAAAAGCAGCGACGGGCCCCUGGCUCCUGAGAAGGUUGAAGAGCCGGAGCCUGCCGUGAUUACCCCAGCCAUGCUAGAGGAGGAAGAACAGCUUGAGGCUGCUGGGCUUGAGAGGGAGCGGAAGAUGCUAGAAAAGGCUCGCAUGUGUUGGGAUAGGGAGUCUGUGGAUAUUCGGUACCGAAGACUUCAACAUUUGCUUGAAAAAAGCAAUAUCUACUCUAAAUUUUUAUUGACUAAAAUGGAACAGCAACAAUUAGAGGAACAGAAGAAGAAAGAGAAAUUAGAGAGAAAAAAGGAAUCUUCCAAACUUAUUAUGGGUAAAAGUUCCACUGAUGCAAAUGAGGAGAAUCCAGUUAUGAGAAAGAAAAGAGGAAGAGAAGAUGAAUCGUACAAUAUUUCAGAGGUCAUGUCAAAAGAGGAAAUUUUGUCUGUGGCUAAAAAAAAUAAAAAGGAGAAUGAGGAUGAAAGCUCUUCUUCUAAUCUCUGUGUAGAAGAUCUUCAGAAAAACAAAGAUUCAAAUAGUAAAAUUAAAGAUAGGUUGUCACAAACAGUUAGGCAGAAUACUAAAUUCUUCUUUGACCCAGUUCGGAAGUACAAUGGACAGCCGGUACCCUUUCAGCAACCAAAACUCUUUACAGGAGGUGUGAUGCGUUGGUACCAAGUAGAAGGCAUGGAAUGGCUUAGGAUGCUUUGGGAAAAUGGAAUUAAUGGCAUUUUAGCAGAUGAAAUGGGACUGGGAAAGACAGUUCAGUGCAUUGCUACAAUUGCAUUGAUGAUUCAGAGAGGAGUACCUGGACCAUUUCUUGUCUGUGGCCCAUUGUCUACACUUCCUAAUUGGAUGGCUGAAUUCCAAAGAUUUACACCAGAAAUUCCUACUAUGUUGUAUCAUGGGACCCAGCAGGACCGUCGAAAAUUGGUAAAUAAUAUUCACAAACGGAAGGGAACACUGCAGAUUCAUCCUGUGGUAAUCACUUCAUUUGAAAUAGCCAUGAGAGACCGAAAUGCAUUACAGCAUUGCUUUUGGAAAUACUUAAUAGUAGAUGAAGGACAUAGGAUUAAGAACAUGAAGUGCCGUCUAAUCAGGGAGUUAAAACGAUUCAAUGCGGACAACAAACUUCUUUUGACUGGGACUCCCCUGCAAAACAAUUUAUCAGAACUUUGGUCAUUGCUGAACUUUUUGUUACCAGAUGUAUUUGAUGACUUGAAAAGCUUUGAAUCUUGGUUUGAUAUCACUAGUCUUUCUGAAACUGCUGAAGAUAUUAUUGCUAAGGAAAGAGAACAGAAUGUAUUACAUAUGCUGCACCAGAUUCUAACACCUUUCUUACUGAGAAGACUAAAAUCUGAUGUUGCUCUUGAAGUUCCUCCUAAACGAGAAGUAGUCGUUUAUGCACCACUUUCAAAGAAACAAGAGAUCUUUUAUACAGCCAUUGUGAACCGUACAAUUGCAAACAUGUUUGGAUCCAUUGAGAAAGAAACAGUUCAGCUAAGUUCCACUGGACGACCAAAACGACGAACUAGAAAGUUAAUAAACUACAGCGAACUAGAUGAUUCCCCUAAUGAAUUGGAAAAAUUGAUCAGUCAGAUACAGCCAGAGCUAGACCGAGAAAGACCUAUUGUGGAAGUGAAUUUUCCUGUAGAUUCUGAAGUUAAUCUGAAGCUGCAGAAUGUAAUGAUGCUACUUCGUAAAUGCUGUAAUCAUCCAUAUUUGAUUGAGUACCCUAUAGACCCAGUCACACAAGAGUUUAAGGUUGAUGAAGAAUUAGUAACAAAUUCUGGGAAAUUCUUAAUUUUGGAUCGAAUGCUGCCAGAACUAAAAACCAGAGGUCAUAAGGUGCUGCUGUUUUCACAAAUGACAAGAAUGUUGGACAUUUUGAUGGAUUUCUGCCACUUUAGAAAUUUCAAGUUCAGCAGACUUGAUGGAUCCAUGUCUUAUUCAGAGAGAGAAGAAAAUAUGCACAACUUCAACACAGAUCCAGAUGUGUUUAUCUUCUUAGUGAGUACACGAGCUGGUGGCUUGGGCAUUAAUUUGACCGCCGCAGAUACAGUUAUUAUUUAUGAUAGUGAUUGGAACCCUCAGUCUGAUCUUCAGGCCCAGGACAGAUGUCAUAGAAUAGGUCAGACGAAGCCAGUUGUUGUGUAUCGUCUUGUUACAGCAAACACUAUUGAUCAGAAAAUUGUGGAAAGAGCAGCUGCUAAAAGAAAACUGGAAAAGUUGAUCAUCCAUAAAAAUCAUUUCAAAGGUGGUCAAUCUGGAUUAAAUACAUCUAAGAGCUUCUUAGACCCUAAGGAAUUAAUGGAAUUAUUAAAAUCUAGAGAUUAUGAGAGGGAAGUAAAAGGAUCAAGAGAGAAAGUCAUUAGUGAUGAAGAUCUAGAGUUGUUGUUAGAUCGAAGUGACCUUAUUGAUCAAAUGAAUGCCUCAGGACCAAUUAAAGAGAAGAUGGGAAUAUUCAAGAUAUUAGAAAACUCUGAAGAUUCCAGUCCUGAAUGUUUAUUUUAAAUUGGAGCUACAGAAUGUCUUUUUUAAUUUCUUGUUUACAUCUACAGAUUUACCUAUAUUGGUGUUAAAGUCCAGAUUGUCUACUUUACUUUUUGAUUAUUUCAGUUUACAUAAUGUAACACUGCAUAAUUAAUAGAUGGUAAUUUUCUGAGCCUUAUUAAGAAUGAUAUAUUCAAUUUAGAUUUUUGGUUAAUUUUUCUGACUCAGUAGUACCCUUGGGCAUAGCCUCAUGUGUACUAAACCACUGCCAGAUUUAUACAGUCUUCCUGUGGAAGUUUAUGGUCUUUCCCCCUCACUUCCCCUCUUCAGCAGUACGGUUUAUGGGUUUUGGGUACUUCAGUUAUGGAGUAGGCUUUUAAUGGGGGAAAGAUUGGGAUUGUGCUUUCUGUUUAAAUGAGAAAUUGUUUGAUUUUAGAUCUAUUGCUAUAAAAUGGUUCACCAAAUAAAUGUUCAUUAUAAGAUGA
Phyllostomus hastatus (greater spear-nosed bat) is the source of this 3096-nucleotide messenger RNA. It is a transcript of the gene HELLS, whose product is annotated as helicase, lymphoid specific. Lineage: Eukaryota; Metazoa; Chordata; Mammalia; Chiroptera; Phyllostomidae. Gene Ontology annotation, molecular function: ATP binding; ATP-dependent chromatin remodeler activity; chromatin binding. The coding region runs from base 119 to 2632 and encodes 837 amino acids. Gene Ontology annotation, biological process: pericentric heterochromatin formation; negative regulation of gene expression via chromosomal CpG island methylation; lymphocyte proliferation. Gene Ontology annotation, cellular component: pericentric heterochromatin; nucleus. The transcript has 22 exons. The record is from RefSeq and is a predicted model, not a curated record.